Molecule: messenger RNA, 1554 nt
Organism: Chaetura pelagica (chimney swift)
Lineage: Eukaryota; Metazoa; Chordata; Aves; Apodiformes; Apodidae
Gene: KHDRBS3
Product: KH domain containing, RNA binding, signal transduction associated 3
Exons: 9
Coding region: 1-1038 (345 amino acids)
Biological process (GO): regulation of alternative mRNA splicing, via spliceosome
Cellular component (GO): nucleus
Molecular function (GO): mRNA binding
Source: RefSeq, a predicted model, not a curated record
AUGGACGAGAAGUACCUGCCGGAGCUGAUGGCGGAGAAGGACUCCCUGGACCCGUCCUUCACGCACGCCCUGCGGCUGGUGAACCAAGAAAUUGAAAAAUUCCAAAAAGGGGAAGGAAAGGAAGAAGAAAAAUAUAUUGAUGUAGUCAUCAAUAAGAAUAUGAAGUUGGGACAAAAAGUUUUGAUUCCAGUAAAACAAUUCCCUAAGUUCAACUUUGUGGGAAAACUUUUGGGUCCACGUGGCAAUUCUCUCAAGCGCUUACAGGAAGAAACACUGACAAAAAUGUCUAUUUUGGGAAAAGGUUCUAUGAGGGACAAAACAAAGGAGGAAGAAUUGAGAAAAAGUGGAGAGGCAAAGUACUUCCACCUAAAUGAUGAUCUGCAUGUUUUAAUUGAAGUAUUUGCUCCACCAGCAGAAGCAUAUGCCAGAAUGGGACAUGCACUGGAAGAAAUCAAGAAAUUCCUCAUCCCUGAUUACAACGAUGAAAUCAGACAGGCACAGCUUCAAGAAUUAACAUAUUUAAAUGGUGGCUCAGAAAAUGCAGAAGUUCCAGUGGUUCGUGGAAAAGCAUCUAUUCGAGCAAGAGGAGUCCCAGUUCCUGCUUUGUCCAGGGGCCGUGGAGGAGUUCCUCCACCACCAGCAGGAGUUCCCAGAGGGGCACCAGCACCCAGAGGAGUGCCUCCCAGCAGAGGACCAGUCAGUCGUAGUCGUGGACUUCUAGCACCCAGAUCAAGAGGAGUGCCACCACCUGCAGGCUACAGGCCCCUUCCACCACCUCCUGCUCAGGAGACCUACGGUGAAUAUGAGUAUGAUGAUGGUUAUGGAACUGCUUAUGAUGAACAAAGCUACGAUUCCUAUGAUAACAGCUAUAGCACUCAAGCACAAAGUGGAGCAGAUUACUAUGACUAUGGCCACGGACUGAGUGAAGAAACUUAUGACUCUUAUGGGCAAGAAGAAUGGACCAACUCACGACACAAGGCACCUUCUGCAAGGACAACAAAAGGAGUCUACAGAGACCAGCCAUAUGCCAGAUACUGAUUGUACUGUCUGAUGUUGUGAAAUAUCCAGUCUUCACCAGUCCUGUAUACUGUUCAAAGUAAUUUUUUCUAUGAACAAUCCCUUUUUAUUAAAUCAAAGAGCAUAAAAAUCUGAAUGGAUGGACUGAACUUAAAAUAUUCUGUUGAAAGAACGACCUGGACAGAAGGAUAUGUAAAAAAAGGAACUUUGUUAUUUCCAAAGUGUAUUUGAAAGAAUAGGUGAUCAAAAAAAUAACCUUUGAUUAACUAGUGUUAAACAAAAAAAUAGGUUUACUAAAUAUGUUAGUCCAUUCUUUUAACAUAGCGUAACCUUUUAUUUUAAAGUUUUUCAACAAUUUAGUUUUUAGUUUUUAUUUUCAGCCAUUUGCUAGAUUUUCUCUUUGCAAACAUGAGUAAAAAGGGAAGCAAAUUACAAAUGCAAAUAAUGUGGUAUUUUGUAACUCAAGUCUUGAAAUGUUCUGUAGUGUUAAGCAAAGUUUUACCCUUGCUUGAUACUAAAUAAACUUUUGAAAGAAAA